UUGUAAAGUGUUAGUCCAUAUACCAUAAAUAAAAUAACACUUUCAUCAUACUUAAAAUCGUCAAAUAAAUAUUUUACCACUUUUACCAGUACCACAAACACAAACGAAUCACUAUUUCUUCACAGAUAUAUGGAUAAAUAAUAUAUUUUAUUAAUUUAAUAUUUUAUGUCUAGCUGUUCUUAUAUAUUCUGUGGCCUUAGUAAAUGUGGUAUGUGGUAAAUACAGGGAUUAAUUAUUAUUUAUUUAGUCAUUUAACUUAUUAUAUUUGCAAUAAAAUUAUUUCUCACAGUUUAUAUUUAAUUUUAAUGUUCCAAAAAUGAAAGCCGAAAAAAGUCGCUCUGUUAUUGUAAAGAAAUUUGGAGGAUAUGAUUGUCUUUUGAUUGAAAACUUUGAUUUGCCAGAAUUGGAUGGACUUAUUGAAGUAAAAGUAGAUUGUGGAGGCUUAAAUUUUGCUGAUUUAUAUACAAGGCAGGGGCUUAUGUUAGACAAAAAACUGCCAUUUGUUUUAGGAAUGGAAUGCACUGGUACAGUAACCGCUGUGGGAACAGAAACUGAUUUAGUGAUAGGACAAAAAGUAAUAUGUUAUGACUAUGAAGGUGGUAUGUAUCGAGAUGUAAUACGUGUAAGUCCUGAAAAAUGUUACCCGUUACCAGAAUAUAUUGACUCCAAGAUAGGAGCAGCAAUUUUUGUAAACUACUUAACAGCUUACUUCGCAUUAAUUGGUUUGGGUAAUUUAAAGGAGAAUGAAAAAGUUUUGAUAAUGUCAUGUGCUGGAGGUGUAGGUUGCGCAGCAACGCAGUUAGCUAGAACUAUAAAAGAUGUUAAAAUUUUUGGAAUAGGUUCGCAAGGAAAGGAACAACAAGCAAAAGAAAACGGAGUUGAUAUAUUUUAUUCAAACGAGUCAUUUAAAGCUGAAAUAAUAAAAGAAAAAUUUGAUUUAAUUAUAGCAAACGAAAUUGGACCUACUUUCACAUAUUUGCAGAACAUUUUAAAUCCUUUGGGAAGAAUUGUACUUACAGGAGCUAAUAACAUAAUUACAAAUGAAAGAAAGCUCUCAAUGUUUAGUCUACUUAAAGCAUGGUGGAGCACAAAAUAUGUAAAUCCAGAAACUCUUAUUACCAAUAAUCGGCUCGUUGGAGGUUUGCAUUUGGGUACACUCGCUAAGUCAGACCCAAAAACAACAAAAAAUGCAUUGAAUUAUAUUUUUGAUCUUCUAAGAACAGGUGUGAUUAACCCCAAAAUACAUUCAGUAAUGCCUAUGUCGGAAAUUAUUGCAGCCACUAAAUUGCUAGGUGAUAGAAAAAAUGUUGGAAAAGUUUUAAUUCAGAUGGAAGAAACAUAACAUGUUUAACAGGCAUGCUGUGUUUUAUGAUAUUGUAAACAUAUAUUUUUAUAAGAUAUUUUUUCAACUGGACUAAAAAACGAAUAAAUAAAAAAUAUAUA
Molecule: messenger RNA, 1443 nt
Organism: Anoplophora glabripennis (Asian longhorned beetle)
Lineage: Eukaryota; Metazoa; Arthropoda; Insecta; Coleoptera; Cerambycidae
Product: synaptic vesicle membrane protein VAT-1 homolog
Exons: 5
Coding region: 317-1342 (341 amino acids)
Molecular function (GO): oxidoreductase activity
Source: RefSeq, a predicted model, not a curated record